Molecule: messenger RNA, 1488 nt
Organism: Cokeromyces recurvatus
Lineage: Eukaryota; Fungi; Mucoromycota; Mucoromycetes; Mucorales; Mucoraceae
Product: Alpha/Beta hydrolase protein
Exons: 11
Coding region: 1-1449 (482 amino acids)
Biological process (GO): triglyceride catabolic process
Cellular component (GO): cytosol
Molecular function (GO): triacylglycerol lipase activity; sterol ester esterase activity
Source: RefSeq, a predicted model, not a curated record
AUGCGGGACCAUUUAGUGGGAAAGCCCUCAAGUAAUUUUAAACGUAUACAAAUCUUGUUGACAUUUACAUUUGGUUGGUGUCUCGUUUUUUAUGGUAAAACGAAUAAGCUGCCUCUCUUUAUUCAAAAACUAAAUAAAAAGCAGGCAAGAAAAUCACCUUGGAGAGUAGCUUUAGCUUCAUGGUUAUUAGUUUAUUUUUCACAAAAUAUUUUCUUACUUAUUGGUCUGAAUGCGCCUGAUCCACUUUCAAGAUUAUACAAGCGCAGCUUUUAUCGUGCUACUUGGAUCUUGACAGCCCUUGAUGCUGGAUUUUUCACGGCAAUGUCUUUUAAACCAUUAUGGGUACGUCAUAUCCUUUCUAUUGUAUUUAGUAUUUACUACCUUAUUUGCGCUGAUGCAGCAGAAGAAAAAGUUCGUAAGACUCGCUCCACUAUUUCCGUAGAACAAAUGCGCAUCUCUUGGGAAAAGGUGGCACAUAAUCCAAUCCUUAACUUUAUUUCAAGAAUAACACGUCCCUCUUUGUCGGUGAAGGAUAUCAUGACAGUGUCAAGGGUAAUAGAUCAACAAGGUCAUCAUUUACCUCCUAUUGAGGUUCACCGCUAUUAUGCAGCUCCUAAGGAAACGUUAAAGGAUCAUGAUACUAUCUUGGUUCAGUUCCCAGGUGGUGGCUUUGUAUCCAUGCCACCACCAUGUCAUGAAGAUGCGCUUUCUAUAUGGGCCAAUCAUACUGGAUUACCUGUCUUUAGUGUGAAUUAUAAAAAGGCACCUGAAUAUCCUUAUCCAUGGCCCAUUGAUGAAUGUUUUGAUCUUUAUGUAGCUAUUGUUCAAAGUAAAGGGAAAGUGCUAGGCCUUUCUGGUAAAAAUAAUGUGCGUAUUAUUUUAUUAGGGGAUUCUGCAGGUGGAAAUAUUACAGCAGCUGUCACAUUGAAAAUUAUCUCACAUAAUCAAACAUCUCUUAGAAACACUAUAUCCAUUAGUAGCACAAUACCACGUUUACCUAUUCCUUUGGGACUCAUUCUUAUCUAUCCAGCACUAGACUUUGAAAUGUCUUGUUGGAUGUCUCCUCUUCAUUUGAGCCAUAAAGAGGCCUGGGCUUCCUCACGUCUUGCCAUGACGAGUCGUAUGAGUUUCUUUAAUGAUCGUAUUAUUACUCCAGACCUUAUGCGUGCUAUGGCUAUCUUAUACUUAGGACCUCAUGCAUCUCCUGAUUUCGAUAAUGAUUAUUUGUUAUCACCUAUUAAGGCACCUGAAGAAUUAUUAGCUCAAUUUCCAAAAACGUUUAUGAUGUGUGGUGAAAAGAUCCUUUACAUCAGUCAUGCCUUCUUACAAAUGAUGGCCGUUUUACCAGAGGCACAUGAGGCGGCAAGAAUGAUUGGAGAUUGGGUAAAAGAACUUUAUCAAGAUGACAUGCCCUUGGUAGACAUGCUUCAUCGUAGAAAACGCAAUUAGUUACAGGAUUUUUUAAAAGAAGCAAAAAAAAAAAAAAAA